AUGUCGGAUCCUUCCAAGCCAGGCUCCUCAAUGGAGUCCUCCAACGACAUCGACAUGACCUCGCAUACGAGCGGCAUCAAUAUGGCCUCAGAUACGAGUGACAUCAACAUGGUUUGGGAUACGGGCGACAACGAGACGUCUCUCAUUGAGAAAAUUCCUCCCGAAGUUCUCUCCUACGCCCUGUCCUUUAUCCCCGACAGAGCCUCCAUCCGUUCUGCCAUGCUCUCCGGCCCGAAGCUUUACAACGCUUUCAAGCUACGUCCAGCCUACAUCGCAUCAUGCGUCCUCUUCAACUCCAUGGAGGAACCCGUUUACCGGGAAGCCGUCGUGACUUUCAACAUGAAAAUGGCAGAAUGGAGGGGCCUCAAAGCUGGCAUCAAGGCUAUCAAUCGCGUCUAUUCGAGCGAACAGCAGCGUAUCUACAGCCAGUUCCUCAAGUUCGAUCGAGUCGAAGAGAUGUGGCGUCUUCAUAAAGCUGUCGAAUACUUCGCACAGCGCCUUCCUUCGUCUCUCAUUGAAAAGCAUCCAGUCGUCAAGUACAAAAAUGCAUUUUCUAUCAACACUAAUGUUCGUGUUCGCUUUCAGCGUACGCUGUAUCGUUUGGACGCGUGUUUGAAGAUCACGAAGCUCAUGAUUGCAUCGCACCUACAUGAUAAUCAUGGGAGGAACAGACCCCCAACCGAGGAGGAGCAUAAAGAGGCUCACUGGGUUCAUUGUUUGAAGGACCUGGAAGAACAUCGCAUUCUCAAAGCUUUUCACAACCAGUAUUCUGCUGUGGAGAUUGAACAGCUGACGAGCAUCUGCGGCAUCUUGGUUACCGAAAUCGCACCUUCUUUCAAUACUUUUCUCGAACGAGAUAUCGAAUUGGGUACCCAGCUGCCAUACUACAUCAGCCAUGCCCUUUGCCCUGGCUCAAUGAGUCUCAUUGCUCAAGGCCUUCCUUUUCUGAAAGACUUUCUCACUGCCGGGUCGCGAAUCGAGAGAGCAAGAAUCAUGCGAAGUAUCAAUCCACCCAUUGACUGGAACCCCCAUCUCCCAACUAGACCCCCCUUCCCCGGUAACGACGAGCAGCUCACCUGUGUUGUGCAUGACUACGAGGGGGCCCCGGGAAAGUGGGCUCGGAUGGACACUCCAGACUUCAUGAUGCGUACUCCUUUCAUCAAAGAUCCCGACCCCGGACCAGAGAACGCGUGGCAUAUUCUAAGCCGCUUUGCAAUUUUCAUGAACGAAUUCGAUGGAGAUGUUACCCCUUACCAGCCACUUCCCUGGGGGUACGUCUUCUGGGACAUUGACAUGUUCGACAAGGCUGAAUUCACCAACAUCAGAAUUGAGCACCACAAUGAAUCCGGCUUCACCCUCGACGCAAGCCACCCAAUUCACGCCACCUGGCAGCCCCUGGCUAAAUGGGAUUCACGUACGGCUACUGACCUAUUGCUCAUGUCCUGCCAGCAGAAGGUCUACCUCAAGAACCGUGGUGAAACGGGAUACUUCAACUUUGACUCUUGGUCUAUGUCCGCUGAAGUGAAUACGUUUCAGCAGUUGGACGACAUGUCCGGGGAAGAAGUGCGGGAUCUGCUUCGCAACAUCUCAACGCCUGAACUAUUGCAGCAGUUUCUCACAGAGAUGGAGGCUUCGCACCCGGAUAUUGUUCAAAUGGCCAUUGAUUUGGCGGCAGCUGGAGCCGUGACUGCUUUGUUCGCAGGCACUUCGGCUGGAUCUCCAGUUCCUGCAGGUGAUGACGAUGACGAUGACAGUGAUGACGAUGAGAGUGAGGGUGAUGCGAACUGA
Molecule: messenger RNA, 1788 nt
Organism: Fusarium tjaetaba
Lineage: Eukaryota; Fungi; Ascomycota; Sordariomycetes; Hypocreales; Nectriaceae
Exons: 2
Coding region: 1-1788 (595 amino acids)
Source: RefSeq, a predicted model, not a curated record